GUAUCCUUGCGGUGGCGCGCACGUUUCUAAGCGGGUUCAUAGUGAUAAGCAGUGCAGGGAUCUGCUUGUGUUUGAGUCGCUGCUGAGCGAAAGAUUGUGAGAAGUUUCCAGAUCGCGUUGUUUUUUGGAGUUGCUUUUUAAAUCAGCUUAACCUAGUUAUGGGUAAGAAACAGACCGGAAAGUCCAGAAAGGAGGUUGAGGAGCCUGAGGAGUUUGUGGUGGAGAAGGUGAUGGACCAGCGGCUGGUCAACGGGAAGGUGGAGUUUUUCCUCAAGUGGAAAGGAUUUCCAGAUACUGAUAACACUUGGGAGCCUGAAGAAAAUCUUGAUUGCCCAGAGUUAAUUUCUGCCUUCUUGGAGUCACAAAAAGGUGUGGUUGAGAACCCUGACUCUAACAAGAGGAAGUCCUCCACAGAUGAGCCAGAGACUGAGGAGAGCAAGGCCAAGAGGAAGAAAGAGUUGAAUGAAAAACCAAGGGGGUUUGCAAGGAAUUUGGAACCGGAGCGGAUCAUAGGGGCAACAGAUAGCAGUGGAGAACUGAUGUUUCUCAUGAAAUGGAAGGAUUCAGAUGAGGCAGACUUGGUGCCAGCAAAAGAGGCCAAUACACACUGCCCACAGGUGGUCAUUGCUUUUUAUGAAGAGAGGCUAACCUGGCACUCAUGUCCAGAGGAUGAACAGCACUAGUAUUUUACAAAAGAUCUUAUAACUAUCAUAAACCUAAAGCUCUGUAUAAGCCAUCAUAUGCAGUCUGUGGCCAGAAUGCUUUUUUGUUUUGUGCUUCACUAUGGACAGCAUGACUGUUUUUACUGUCUGCGUUGGACAUAGAGACCAGGGAGACAAAAGGAUUUUAAGCUGAAAAUGACGAUUGUUUUGUUUGAUACAUUUGUUUAUAGACUUCAGUUUGCCCAUUUCCAUUCUCUUCUUAUAAUUCUAUUGUGUUGGGUUCAUGUUUGGCCUGACUGAAUAGUUCUGCUGUAUAUUUUCUGUAAAUAUUUUUUCAGAAUACAGAAAAGGUUCAAUUAAAGGUGCCUUUCUUUUAA
This is a messenger RNA of Tachysurus vachellii, 1039 nucleotides long. RefSeq names its product chromobox homolog 3a (HP1 gamma homolog, Drosophila) (gene cbx3a). Bases 159 to 683 code for a protein of 174 amino acids. Gene Ontology annotation, biological process: negative regulation of transcription by RNA polymerase II; chromatin organization. Lineage: Eukaryota; Metazoa; Chordata; Actinopteri; Siluriformes; Bagridae. Gene Ontology annotation, molecular function: chromatin binding. The transcript has 5 exons. The record is from RefSeq and is a predicted model, not a curated record. Gene Ontology annotation, cellular component: pericentric heterochromatin; nucleus.